Tetrahymena thermophila SB210 is the source of this 1164-nucleotide messenger RNA. RefSeq lists its product as hypothetical. The transcript has a single exon. Lineage: Eukaryota; Ciliophora; Oligohymenophorea; Hymenostomatida; Tetrahymenidae. The record is from RefSeq and is a predicted model, not a curated record.
AUGUCCUAUUUGGUUUAGAUGAAAGAAUGCAUAAAUUAGGAAGAAAAAUCUACAGAAGAAAUAGAAAAAGAAAUUAAAUUACAAAUUGAUUAAUAGUAUUAAAAAACUGAUGAACAUACAGCUAUUCUUUCUUAUAUGAUAAAAAAGUAUGAAUUCAUAAAUUAAUUUAAUCAAAAGGAUUUUUCUUUUAUUAAAGAAACCCUUAAAGAUAUUUUUUAAUUCGUUAAUUUUACUCCUUACUAUUUGUUAGAUUUUUCAGAGGAAAAAGAAACGAUUUCAAAUGAAAAUAUAAAAAAUAAAGAAACUGAGUUGCAAGAAUUAAAAUUGGCUCAUUUAAAAAUCAGCAAUUAAAUUCAGUAUUUAAUUAAAUAAUUUGAUUUAUUAAAAAAUGGCAUUGUUAACAAUAUAGCUAAAAAUGUAUCUUUAGACAAUCUUAUUGAAUAAUAGCAAACUUUGCUACUUAAUUUUUAAAAGGAAAGCAUAGAUGCUUUAUAAAAUGUAAAUUUAAAUAUAUUUUAAUUGUACUAAAAAGUGAUGUCUCAUAAAGAUUAUAUAACUUCAAAAAUUAAAUUAGAACAGUGUAAUUUUAGCAUAAAUCUCUUUCUAAAAGGUUAUAUGCUAAUGAAAUUCGACUAAUAUAAGGAUGAAUAAUAGUAUUUAGAUUUAGGAAUAGACGAAUAAGGUUAUUUUUGGACUUAAUUAAAUAAAGAAAAAUACUGUAGUUAUAAUUAUUGUUUCGAAAGUUUAUGUUAUUUGAAUUACAAUUUAAAUAGAUGUAAAAGUUAUACUUUUAGAAUAAAAGUUGUAAAAGCAUCAGACAAAACAUCGUUUAAAUUUGGAUUAUAUAGCCCUGAUUUCAAGAAUAAAAAAUAUGAUGCAAAUUCUAGAUUAUUGAUUUCUACUUCUGAAAUCUAAGAUACUAUUAAAUCUGAUCAAAAAAAUGAUUAAAAAAAUUCAAAUGAAGAGUUCUUUGAAAUUAGAGUAUAAAUUUCAAAAUAUUUCAUUCAAAUUACAGAUUAUCCGAAUUACAAUUCCUAAAGAGAAAUUUAACAUAUAGGUAGUCUGUUAAAAAAUUAUUAUAGAUUUUAUUUCUGCCUUGGAUUUUAUGGUUCAAGUAGAACUGGAGAUAAAAUUUAAAUUAUUGAAAUUGUAGAAUAAAAUUGA